AUUACUUUUGAUAUUUAUAAUAUUAUAUAGUAUAAUAUACCUAUUUAUAAUAUAAUAGUAAUAUACAAGCUUGUUUUUACUUGCCCAUCCCCAAAGAUUAACUCUUAAAUUAGACUGGAUGAUUUACUUAUUCUGAUUUCCUUUUCUGUUCUGAACCAAGCCAAAUGGCAAAUGGUACCAUACUACCAUGUCAGUUACAGUUGUCAGUCAAAUUUAGUUAUCGGCGAUGAUUUAUUAUUAUAUUUUUUUUAAUUGUAUGUUUGUCACUAUUAGGAUUAUUAUAAUUAUUUUGGUCACGCCAGGAGUUAAUGUUAUAUUGUUGAUGUUUUUGUUUUAUAUUUGUGUUGAACUUAUGGCUAGUGACAAAGACAAAAUAAUUUAUAUUUGUUUUUUGGAUAAUGUAGAGGGAUAAAGUUUUUCACAUAGCUUACUGUUAUUUUGAGAAUUUUGAUUGGACAGCACGUCAGAAAGGUCAAAUUUUAGCCCAGUUAAGACUAGUUUGUCUACGAUUGCCCGUGAUUUUACGUUUCUUGUUCUUUCUAUACCUCACUGUGUGGAAGGAAGUAGUCUCAUUGUGGUCACGUUAUUUUAUUAUACGCUGUAUAAAAUAUUUAUUCAAGUUACAUUAUUAAACUGUUAUUAUAGGUAUGUCAACUCAAAUGUAAUUAUAAAUCUAUUCGAUACCAGUACUUAUAAUAAUUAAAUAACUACAUUUUGAUGUUCCUAGGCUUUUUUAUCGUCUGGUUUAUUUGUUUUUAUUUUCUUUAAGGUAAUUUUAUAUUGUUACACUACUUACGUAAUAUCAGCAAUUUAACAUACAUGAAACAUUUGUAAACUAAGUCACUUUAGAGAUGAACAGCACAAUUUCUGUUACAUGAAUUAAAAUUAAAAAUACCUAAUACAAGUUAAAUUCCAUCCAACACUUGAGGCUUAAUAUUUAUUGUGUCAUCUUCGUUCAUCACUUAAAUUUUUAACAAACUUUCAAUCAGAAAAUCACUGUUAAGUAAUUGGUAUCUAACUUGUUGUUUAUUUCUGUUUUAGAUAGAUUAUUUUUGUAUAAUAUCUAAUUAAUACCGAAAAUGGAUUCAAAACAAGAAAAACAAUAUAUUUUCAAUAUGAAGUUAGCAAGAAUUAUAUGCUUGUAUCAAAUUUUAAUUCCAAAUUCUACUUCAAUUUUUGGUUAUAACAUUUAUCACAUUGUUAUCGUGAUUUUUGGAUCAUUCAUGUUCGCCAUAUCGAUGUUGUUUCCAAUUGGUUUGCUCUAUUUAAGGAAUGAUAUAAUUGCGAUUAUGUACUACAUGGGAUGCAUAAGUAAUUUCCUGUUAUCCAGUUUCAAAAUGGGUAAUAUUCUUUAUCAUGCCAAGGAUAUAUGGAAAUGCAUUGACGUUACAAGCUUUAACUAUAUUUCGUACAAACACUACGAUAGAAAUGUAUUUAAAAACUGGCAAACACGGUCUAUACGAAUUACUUACAUUUACAUUGUAAUAGCGUUAUCCGCUUUUUUCUGUUGGAUUUUUAGUCCAAGUGUUAUGAAUAAAUCUAUUAUUACUAUAAGAAAUAUUGACGGUUCAUACAGCAAAUACCGAAUGAAUAUUUUUAAUAUAUAUUUAAUAGCAUCGCAUGAAACGUAUAACAAAUACUUUUACAUAUUUUAUGCUAUCGAAAUAAUAAUUAGUAUUUGCUAUGUAUAUUUUACUAUAGUAUUUGAUGUUCUCAUGCUUUUGCUAUGUUUUGCAAUAUCUUACCAACUGGAAACAAUUAGUAAUACAAUCAGAUCACUUGGCCACGAAAUAUGUACACGGGAUAAUUUCAGGACACUGCAUGAGAAACACGGCAUAAUAUAUAAUGAUUUAAUAACGAUAAUGACAGACCAUCAAAACGUUCUAAAAAAGUUAAACGAUUUUUAUAACAUAUUUCGGUCAAUAACGCUAACUCAAAUAUUCAUAGCUUCAAGCUCACAUGUAUUUAUUUGGUUUAUUGCUGCAAUGAGUAUUGAUGAAGGUGAUAAUGCAGAUUCAAUUUUGUCAUUUAAGCUAUUCAUUGUACUCCCUCUGAUCAAUUUUCAACUAUUUAUGACUUGUAGUUUAUUUGGAACUAUACAUGAAAAAAAAGAUUCAAUCAUUUUCGCAUUAUAUAGCAGUAAUUGGACUGAUAUGGACUUAAAAAGUAAAAAGAUGAUUCUGUUUAAUUUGACAUUAAAUAAUGCCAACCAGUUAAAAAUGAAGUAUACAAAUACGAAAAUCGUUAACUUGGAAAUGUUUAGUCAUGUAAGUAUAAUAAUAACAACAAAAUAUGCAAUAAAAUAAAAUAAUUUGUCUUAUAUUUGUAUAAUUAUGAAAGGUUGCUAGAAAGUCAA
Myzus persicae (green peach aphid) is the source of this 2356-nucleotide messenger RNA. RefSeq lists its product as uncharacterized. Gene Ontology annotation, biological process: sensory perception of smell; detection of chemical stimulus involved in sensory perception of smell. Gene Ontology annotation, molecular function: olfactory receptor activity; odorant binding. The transcript has 5 exons. Gene Ontology annotation, cellular component: plasma membrane. The coding region runs from base 1080 to 2306 and encodes 408 amino acids. The record is from RefSeq and is a predicted model, not a curated record. Lineage: Eukaryota; Metazoa; Arthropoda; Insecta; Hemiptera; Aphididae.